AUGAUGAAUAUGGAACGUGAUUUUUAUAUGUCCAAAGGGGAAGGAGAAAGUAGCUACUCCAAGAAUUCAAGGCGACCAGUGAUUGUUAUUGCAGAGACAAUGCCGGUCAUUGAGAAGUCUGUAAAAGAAGUGUACACGGCUCUUCUCCCCCAAACUAUGGUUGUCGCCGAUCUCGGCUGUUCCUCAGGACCAAACGCGUUGAUCUUCGUCUCGAAUGUGAUCAACGCCAUAGCUGACCAUAGUAGUAAGCUCGGUGGCCAGGGUGAUCAUGUGGAGGUUCAGUUCUUCCUGAAUGACCUGCCAGGAAACGACUUCAACCAGCUCUUCCGGUCACUCGAACAGUUCAAGAGGUCAGCUGAAAUGGAUCGGAAUGGAGAUACACUACCUCCGUACUACGUUUCCGGGCUGCCAGACUCGUACUACGUCAGGCUUUUUCCUCGUCAAAGUGUUCAUCUCUUCCACUCCUCCUACUGCCUACAUUGGCGCUCUCAGGUGCCGGAGGGUCUUGAGGGCAAACGAGAAGUGUACCUAAAUGGAGAGAACAUGUACAUCGCCAAAAAUACCCCACCGUCGGUGGUGAAGCUAUUCCAAGAGCAGUUCAGGAAGGAUUUCUCUCUGUUCCUGAGGCUUCGCCACGAAGAACUUGCGUUCGGCGGGCAAGUGGUGCUAACAUUUCUUGGAAGGAAGGACGAGGAUGUCUAUAGCGGAGAUCUCAACCAUCUCUUUGGCUUGCUUUCGCAGUCUCUACAGUCUCUUGUCGUGGAGGGCCUUGUGAAGGAGGAGAAAGUAAGCUCCUUCAAUUUACCGGCCUACGGGCCGUCGGUCGGCGAAGUGAUGGCAUCGGUGAAGGAAAGCGGCGCCUUCGACAUAGCUCACAUCAAGCUGUUCGAGCAGAACUGGGACCCCUACGACGACUCGGAAGGGGACGGCGUGCUCGACAGCGCCCGCAGCAGCGUCAACGCUGCCAAGUGCAUCAGAUCGGUUAUGGAGUCCCUAGUCGCGAGCCAUUUCGGAGAAGACAUACUCGACGCGCUGUUUGAGGAGUACACGUGUCGCGUCGCCGGGCACCUCGAGAAGGAGAAGACCAAGUUCACCGUCGUCGUCCUUGCCUUGAAGAAAAUAUAG
Messenger RNA from Triticum turgidum subsp. durum (durum wheat), 1125 nucleotides. Lineage: Eukaryota; Viridiplantae; Streptophyta; Magnoliopsida; Poales; Poaceae. The record is from the annotation of a GenBank genome assembly.